CGCCGCUUUCCUCCUCCUCCUCCUACUCGGCUUCUUCAUCUUCCUCCGAAUACAAAAUGACUUACAAAUACGAUGUAUUCUUAACUUUGAGAGAUCCCUACGGUCGCCUAAAACCACAUCUUGAAAGCUCUCUAAGAGAUGCUGGAAUUUCCGUUUUCGUUGAUGAAGAAGAAGAGGGAUUUUCCUUACACGAGACCAUACAAAGGUCAAGAGUUGUGGUGGUCUUCUUCACACCAGAGUUUCUCGAGUCUCGGAUGUGUCUUAAGCGACUGAUGACCACAAUUAUGUGGUAUCACAACGCUAUGAGAAAAAAAGUUUUGCCAGUGUUCUGCGGAGUGACCCAUGGGGAAUUGCUUAACAAGUUGAAGGAUUUGGAUUGGGGAAAAUCAGCCGCUGGCUGUAAGUAUUCAAGAGAAGCCACCAAUGUUACUUCGCUCCCUCACAGUGGCUUCGGCUUCACUACAGGAGUUAGAUCAGCUUAUGGCAAAUCGGAUUCAAGUAAAGCUAUCGAGGAAGUUGCUUCGCUAUCUGGCUUCAUACUAUCAGUUGAUUUGGGCAGAGGUGGUACAGAAAUUAGUGACCUUAUCACCUAUUUAUUUGUAUGCCUUCGUGAGGAAUUGAUUCGCAAUCUUCCACAUCAUCAAGUAGGUUUAAAACUUCGUGUGAGAGAAGUGCUUGGUUUGUUGGAGUGGGAAUACAUUCAUUUGAAAGAUACGGUCGUAAUUGGAAUUUUUGGGACUGGAGGUGUUGGAAAAACUGCUAUUGCCAGAGCUAUUUAUGAUAGAAUUGGAGGCAAUUUUGAGUGUAGAAGUUUCCUUGAAAAUAUCAAUGAUUCAUGGGAGAGAGAUAAAGGCCUAGUUCUUUUACGAAGGCAACUUAUUUCAGAUAUUUCUAAAAGUAAACUUGAUGAGAUAAGUGAUGUUGAAGUGUCAAUUGAUCAAAUGAAGCAAGUACACAAUAGAAGAGCACUAUUAGUUCUUGAUGAUGUAACCCAAGUAGGCCAACUCUUGGCAUUGUGGAGAAGUAAAGUGGGGUUUGGCAAGGGGAGUUUGAUAUUCAUUACAGCAAGAGAUAAGGAUAUACUUGAUGGUAUAUUACAGUGGUUUGGUUUUGACAUUACAUUCAAAUUAUAUGAAAUGAAAACGUUGGACAGGAGUGAGUCUCUCGAGCUUUUCAAGUUGCAUGCAUUUAAGAAAUUAAGUCCAACAAAUGAUUUUUUGGUUCUUUCCAUGCAAGCAAUCAGUUACUGUGAAGGACUACCACUAGCUCUUGAAAUUAUUGGCUCCCUUUUGCAUGACAGGACAAAAUCAGAGUGGAAAAAAGUAUUGCAUAAAUUGAAAGAAAUUCCAGAUGGUCAAAUACAAAAUAAGCUCAGGAUAAGCCUUGACUUUUUAACUGAUUCAGAGAAAGAUUUGUUCUACAAUAUAGCUUGCUUCUAUGUGGAUCAAAGUGAACACAAUGUUCUACAAUUAUUAAAGGGCUUGAGAUUUCCAGUAGAAAAGGCAAUGCAUGAAAUCAUUAACCGAAGCCUUGUAAAGAUUGUGAAUGGCAAGAUUCAUGUUCACAAUUUGUUGCAAGAGAUAGGAAAGGGAAUCAGUCCUAAUAAGCCAAAGCUCAAAUAUUUAUAUGAUGUGUUCCUGAGUUUUAGAGGGGAAGACACACGUAAAGCAUUUACUACUCAUCUCUGUACUGCUCUUAAACAGUCAGGUAUUGAAGUCUUCAUGGAUGAAGAAAGGAUUGAAAGGGGAGAAAUUAUUUCACACUCACUUCUACAGGCAAUUGAAACUUCUAGGAUGUCAAUCAUUAUAUUCUCAAAAAAUUAUGCUGGCUCUAGUUGGUGCUUGCAAGAAUUAGAGAAAAUCAUGGAGUGCCACAAAAUUUAUCAAGAGGUUUUCCCUAUAUUCUAUGAUGUGCGACCAUCUGAAGUUCGUAAACAACAGAAUGCCUUUGGAAAAGCAUGGGAGAGGCUUAUAACAAGACCUUCAACUAGCAAAGCUAAGAAAUUGACAAUCAAUUUGCGUAGAGCCCUCACUGAAGCUGCCAAUUUAUCUGGAUGGGAUAUGCAAAACUACAGAACUGAAACUCAAUUGAUUGAUGAUGUUAUUGAAACUAUUACAUUGAAGUUACAUGAUAACAAGCACCUGUUUGUUGCUCAACACCCAGUGGGAUUGAAAUCUCGUGUGGAAGAUAUCAUCCAAUUGUUAACUAGUAAAUCAAAUGAGGUUAUCAUGGCUGGGAUUUGGGGGAUGGGAGGGAUUGGUAAGACAACCAUUGCUAAAGCCAUUUACAAUGAAAUUGGUCAAAGUUUUGCAGGAAAGAGUUUUCUUGCGAAUAUAAGGGAAGUUUGGAAGCAAGAUAAUGGCCAAGUUUAUUUGCAAGAACAACUUCUUUCAAGAAUUUUAAAAACAAGAAAGAUAACACUACCAAAUGUAGAAAUGGGGAAAACUCUAAUCCAUGAAAUGCUUUGUCAAAAGAGGGUGCUUCUUGUACUUGAUGAUGUGAAUAAUGAAGACCAACUCAAAGUGUUGUGCGGAAGUCAUGAAUGGUUUGGGCCAGGGAGUAGAAUAAUUAUCACUACAAGAGAUGAACGUUUGCUUAAGAUCCUAAGAGUCAAUCAUGUAUAUAGUAUGAGAGAAAUGGAUGACAAUGAAUCUCUUGAACUUUUUAGUUGGCAUGCGUUUAAGCAAGCUAUCCCUGAACAAGAUUUUAUUGAACAUUCAAGAAGGGUAUCUUCUUACACGGGAGGGUUGCCACUAGCUCUUGAAGUCCUUGGCUCUUAUUUGUUUGAUAAGAAAAUAACCUUUUGGGAAAGUGUUUUGGAGAAAUUACAACGAAUUCCAAAUGAUAGAAUACAUGAAAAGCUAAAAAUAAGUUUUGAUGGUUUGGGUGACCAUACAGAGAAAGAGAUAUUUCUUGACAUAUGUUGUUUUUUUGUUGGGAAAGAUAGAAGCUAUGCUGCACAAAUAUUAAAUGGUUGUGGACUUCAUGCUGAAAUUGGAAUUAAUCGUCUAAUAGAGCUUAGCCUUGUAAAAAUUAACAACAAAAAUAAGCUUGACAUGCAUGACUUACUAUGUGACAUGGGAAAAGAAAUCAUUCGUGAGCAGUCACCGGAGGAGCCUGAGAAGCGUACUCAAUUAUUUUUGCAUGAUGAUGUGUUGGAUGUGCUGAGAAAUAAUAUAGGAACAAUAGCUAUCAAGGGAUUGGCUCUAAACUUGUCAAGAAACAAUUCAUUAUCCUUGAGUACCAAAGCAUUCAAGGGGAUGAGGAGGCUUCGUUUACUCCAAUUUGAUCAUGUACAACUUAUUGGAGACUAUUGUUUUCUAUCUAAAGAAUUGAGAUGGCUUUGUUGGUAUGGAUUUCCCUUGGAAAGCAUGCCGCCUAACUUAAGUCUAGAAAAGGUGGUUAUUGUAGACUUAAAGUGGAGUAAUCUCACCAAAGUAUGGGAGACAAGCUAGAUGUUAGAGUGGUUGAAAAUUCUCAAUCUGAGUCAUUCCCAUUACUUGGUACAAACACCUGACUUUUCGAAGCUACCAUUUCUUGAAAAGUUAUUACUUAAAGAUUGUUCAUGUUUGUCUAUGGUUCACCCCUCCAUUGGAGAACUCAAAUGUAUUACUUUGCUAAAUUUAAAGGAUUGCAAAGGUCUCAACCAUCUCCCAAGAAGUAUAUAUAACUUGAAAUCUUUGAAAACUCUCAACCUUUCUGGUUGUUCAAAGAUUAGAAAGUUGGAAGAAGACAUCGAGCAAAUGGAAUCCUUGACAACUUUGGUGGCAAAUCAAACUGCUAUAACACAAAUUCCCUACUCGCUAGUGAGAUUAAAAAGUGUGAAAUAUGUAUCUCUAUGUGGCUAUGAAGGAUUAUCACGUGAUGCAUUUCCUUCUCUAGUUUUGUCUUGGAUGUCGCCAACUAUCUAUUCAAAGUCCUUGUUCCGAUCAUUUAGUACCAUACCAUCUUUAAUUAAGGGUCUAUCUCAUCCUUUCUUUGCCAGAAGCUAUGAAAUAAUAGAAGCAAGACCAAGCACAUCUCAAGCUUCAUGUAAAAAAACUCCAACAUUACUUGGUUUUCAUGAAGAAGUUCACAAGGAAAGGUCGGAAAAUUUUUUGAAUUCUCUAUCUAUUCAGGUUGGUGGGUUCAACAAUGUUACUGAUACACUUUUGAAGAGUAUUUCACAGGGAUUCAAUGAUGGAGGGCUUGACUAUUCUCUUCCAAGCGACAAUUAUCCUGAUUGGCUAGCUUUUGAAAACGAAGAAUCCUCAGUAUCAUUUAAAGCGCCUCAAGUUGCUGGUCGUUGCUUAAAAGGGGUGGUGCUCUAUAUUGUUUAUUCAUCUCUUCAAGAUAACAUGACAACUGUAUAUCCAGUUAGUCUCAUGAUAAAGAAUUUGACAAAGGCUACCAUAGAAUUCUACAAGCAAGAUGCAGCAACAAUUUAUGCUGAGGAUGAAUGGAGGAAAAUACUUUCUAAUUUGGAGCCAGAAAAUGAGGUGGAAGUUAUAGUAAAUUUUGCGCACAAAUAUACCAUAAAGAAGACUGCAAUCUAUCUGGUAUAUGGUGAAGAGCUAACAAGCUACGAAUCAGUGAAUAAUGUUAAAACAUAGAAAAAUGGGAGGAUAAUGUCACAAGACCAUGUGGAAACAAAUACCAAGUGAAGUGGAGGUUGAAGGCUUUGAAACUCUUCUACUUGUUUUUACUUCUUUGAUUUGUUGAGGUAAUUAAUGUCACAAAAAUUGUUGAGGAAAGAAAAAGAUAAUCCUAAAUUUUUGUCAUAGUAUUAGAGCUCACUUCCAUCUCUAGUAUCAUAAUACUCACCCAUUCUCUUUGUUAAAAAGUAAUCAAUUCCUGUUAUAUAGUUUGUGACAUUUAUAAUGGUGCCCACUUGUUUAGUAAUAGUUUUUAAAGCCCAUUGGGCCUUUCUUUAAGUGACUCAAACCCUUGACCCAUGGACCCAAAUCCAUCACCAAUUUACCCAAAUUCUUAGGCACUCACUUAAAGCAACUCAACUCUCCUUUAUUAUGGAACUUCAGGCUCAAUAUUGAUGAGAAUUUCUGUUCUUUUGGUCAAAUAAGAAAAAGUUGUUAUAAUCCUAAACUUUCAUCUGAGCUGAACAAAUGUUGAUUUUGGUGAUCUCUUAGAAUUUGAAGGUUGAAGAUGCUCUGAAGCUUGAGCUCUAGAGGGGUGCAGACAAGCACAAAGAGUAUAGAUAUAUUUACUAUCUUCCAUAUGGAUUUUUCUGCAUUCGUGUGACUGUUUGUUCAAAUUUUAGUUUUUGACCCAUCACAAGGGAAUGGUAUUGGAAUGGUCUUGGUUUCUCUAAGAAAUAUGGUGGACAAAAAGGAAUGAAUUGAGAUUCACGAUUAUGGUGUUGGACCAUUGGGGGAGAUAGAGGUCAAGUAUUUGUUAUAGUAGGGAGCAAAAGGUAGCCAAAGAUUACUUGUUCAAGCACUUACGGUAGCAAUGGCCAAGAGACCUCUGAUGACACUCACUGAAUCGAGUUUUCAAGUAAGACUUUUACCACCAGUUUCAUUGAUCAAGUGAUCUUCUGGGCUCCAAAUCCAUAUUGGGAGGAGUUAACAAAGAAUUAUUGAACAGUUUCAAAGCUUGAACUACAUUGGAGGCUUCACUCAAACAAAAGGAAAAGGUGAAGAUGGAUAGGUAUUAUAUAACACAAUGGCUUGAAGGUGGACCAAAUAGAGUCUCUUCACAUAGAGAUGCUGAAAUAUCAAUUGAGAGGAAAAAGUGCUUUAAAAGGAUGUUUCCACAUGAAGAAGAGAGAAAAUUGGUUAUGAAUAAGUUUUCAAAGUUUUUUGGAUGUUCAGAUGAGUUCUCUUUUAUUGAUUCCAUACAAGUUAGAUGGAUAUUAGAGCCGAAGGUUUGGUGGAGCAAUCAUAGUGUUGAUGCUCCUAAACUUCAAGGACUGCAUUGAAACUUCUUAGUCAACCAUGCUCAUUAUCUUGUUGUGAAAGAAAUUAGAGCACUUACUCUUUCGUUCAUUCACUAAAGAGAAACAAGAUGCUUCCAAAAAAAGCGAAAAACUUAGUUUUUGUUCAUUCAAAUUUUCAUCUUUUUUCAAGAAAGAGUGAGAAGUAUUCCACUGGAGAAAGUAGAUUGUGGGAUAUUAGUGGAGAUUGUUGGGAAAUAGAUGAUGCUGAAAAUCUUGAAGUUGCAAGUUUAUCUCUAGAUGAGUCAAUUUUAGAAAGAAAACUUAUAGGAGAAAGUGGUGAUGUCAAUGAAGAUGGGAAAGAUUAGAAUUACUUUAAGUUGAUAAUUAUCUUUUGCCACUUGAUGGUGUUUAAGUGCUUAACUACUUAUUGUAUUAUAUUUUGUGAUGGCAUUAGACAUCUUGCAAUUGUAUUUUUAGACAUCCAAAUAUUUAAUAUUUAAUUAUUUAUAUAGUCAUACUCGUACCCUAAAAUUUUAAAAAAUAGCCGUGUCCACGUAUCGUAUCGUACCCGACACUUGUACUCGUAUCGGUGCUUCUUAGGUAAUUUCUUUGACCCGAGUAUAGGGCCGAAUUGUGUGUGAAGUAGGUGUCCUAGGUUAUAUGAAUACUGCUAUGAAAAGCCACAAAUCAACAAGAUAAUGAUCAAUGUACACUAUUUUUUUUUAGAUCUAAAUAUUAGACUAAACACAGUUUAAAAUUAGAAUUGCAAUGCUCUAAGAAACAUAAGUACUAAACAAUAAAAAUUACAGACCUAGCUAUGAAUAGAAUACUUCCCUUUAAGAACCAAAUAAGUCAGUUAAACGAGAGGGUCGUCGGCCUUACCAACAUAGCUUUAGGAGCCUAAAACAUGAAAUUUUACCCCUAACAAAGCUUUAGAUGAUGACUUGUGCCUCUCAGCUUCUCCAGAAUUGAAGAAAUUCCGCAAAAACACAAGAAAAAUGCUGAAGGUUAGGUUCUGGUGAUAUUGUAUGGACGGUGCGUGCGGCGGUGGACAGAGGUGAGUUUUCUGGUGCUGACCAAAUUUCCCUUCUUGAGCACGAUAGUGGUGUUCGUUUUGUGAAAUGAUGUUGGGAAAUGUGGUUUCUGGCUCUAGCAGUGUGAAAACAAAGUAUGCAGGGCUUUCUGGUGAGUUUUCUCUGAUCUCCGGCAGUAGGAACAAUCUAAGAGCAUUUAGAGCCGAGCUUUGAUACCAAGUUGAUGUAACACACACACACACACACACACACACACUUGCUCAAAACAAAAGGGAAAUGGGAAUAGAGACAGAAACAGAGAGUAGGAGGUGAAAGGGGAGCGAGAACAGAGAAGGAGAAAAGAGAGAGAUGUGACAGAAAACAGAGAAAGAGAGGGAAGGGAAGAGGGAUGCAGAAGUGAAGGGAGAGAUGGAGCUUUCAGAAAUUCAUAAUGUUUCAUAUAUUCAUUCAUCAAUUCUCCUCUCAAAUACAUUUCAGCAUCCUUUUUAUGGGCAUGAGGUUUCCUUCUCAAUGAGGAAACCUCUACCCACAUGCUAAAAGCAAAAUUGUAAAAUAUUCCCAAUUGUUGAAAAGGAAACUGACAAACAAAAGUAAUUGAAAAGUAACACAGCUAUAAUCAUCUUCAUCUAAAGUAGCGUUUUCCAUAUUUCUUAUCACUACUAUACAUAAAUUAAAAUUGAGACAAGUUUUAGCCACUUUGGAAGCUGUUUGUUGCUUUAUUGUGACAAUCAUGUCAAUAAGAUAUAUUCUCUCUGAUUCUAAAUCCGGAAACUAGUUAACUAAUUCACAUAAACUGAGAAAUUUAGUUAAGUUGGUUAGUUGUUAAUGUGUCAACAUUUUGUCAUAGUUUUACUAAAACACCCCUCCCAUUCAAUGUAGGGUAUUUUCUUUGCAAUGAAAAAAUUGUGCAAUAAAUAAGGGUAGUUUGAGAGCGAAAUAAAUUAAUGAGGGAGACAAAAGAGGUUGAUAUUUUACAAGUAUGAUCAAAACAAAAUUUUCAACUAACUUUUACAUUUCGAAUUGAAGAGAGUAUUUGAUUAUGCAUUGUGAGGAUAAAAAGUUUUCUCUAGCCAUAUCAUUGUGACAUGGUUGCAUCAGUGCAUAGAUGGUGAGUGUUUCAAAUGUUUUCUCAUGAAAUCAUCAUUAAUUGACACAAUAAAUCUGGUAUGUGAGACCCUACGUGAGAAAUUUUUAAUCCUUUAAAUUUGCCUCAAUUAUUGAUUUAGUCAUUCAAGUUUAAUUUUUAUCCUUGACAAUGCUUCUUGCAAAAGAAACUGCUAUAACACAAGUUCUCUCUUCACUGGUGAGAUUAAAAAGCAUCAAAUGUGUCAUUAUAUGGUUACGAAGGAUCAUCACAUGAUGUAUUUCCACCUCUCAUUUGGUCUUGGAUGCCCCCAACAGAUGAUUCAAGAUCCCUCAUUCAAACUUUCUAGCGUGCCAUUUUUAUUAAAAAAUCUAUUUCAUAAUCUAUCUAACCAAAGUAGUCAAAAUUUGGAAGCAAGCCCACGCACGUCCCUAGUGUCAAGUGCAAAAGCUCUAGCAUUAAAUAGCUCUCAUGACCAAGCUGACAAUGCAGAGGCUGAAAAUUUCUCGAGUUCCCUUACUAUUCAAGUGGGAGGAUUCAAUAGAAUUGUUGAUGCGUUAUUGAAGAGUAUCCCGCAGGUUUUGUAUUUAUCUCUUAAACAUUAUAAAUAUUGCUUUUAACAUUGCAUAAUCAAUAUUUAAAUAAUCAUUUUUUAUCAUGAACUAUAUUGGUAUCCAUACCCAAGGUUGUGUUAACUGUACACUGUCAAAGGGUGCUAGACUACAAUUGCUCAAGAUGUUGGAAAUGCUUGUUCAGGGUGCUAGACUACACUCUUUCUAUUAAUGGAUGGUUAACAAUAGCUGUUGGUGACACUUGAAGAAUUUAUCACAUUGCACAAACAUACUUAAUUCCUUAACCUAUACUGGAAAUCGGCAAUGUUUCAAUACAAUAUUGACGUUUUCUUCUCAUAUUGUGUCUGCGUGCAUGUGUAUAUUGUUGAGUAAUUGUAAAUUUUUUAUAAAAAUUUUGAAGAUUUUUUUAAUUACUCUCUAUAUCACUGUGUGUGUGUGUGUGUGUGUUUUUUUUUUUUUCUUAAUCAAUAUACCUCUAAAAGCUAAAACAUAAGUGAUUGGAAAGUAUGAACAUUAGGCGUUUUUCAUUAUUGUGAUCAUUAUAUAAAGCCUUUGCAACUAUUGCAACAGGUGACUAUUGUGUGGCCUUUUUUCUCAAUUAAAUAGAGUGCCUCUUUUCUUAUGUUCAUGGAAUAGGGAUGGAGUGACAAAGGACUUGGCUUUUCUCUUCCUGGAGACAAUUAUUGGCUAGCUUUUGAAAAUGAAGGUUCCUCAACAUCAUUUAUAGUGUCUCAAGUUGUUGGUCGUUGUUUAAAAAGGAUGAUCAUCUGCAUUAUCUAUUCGUCCCAAGGUAGCAUGACAUCUUUAUAUCCUAUUAGUGUCACGAAAAAGAAUUUCACAAAAGCAACCAUCGAGGUUUACCAGAGAGAUGCUGCAACUACUGGUGAUGAGGAAUGGGAAAACAUUAUAUCCAGUUUUGAACCUGACAAUGGAAGUUAAUUUUGCACAUAAAUGUAUUGUGAGGAAGACUGCGGUUUAUCUGGUAUAUGAAGAUGAAAUUGACAAAAAAUGGUUUGAGCAUCAAUGAAAGAAUUAUCAAAUAGCGCUGAAUCUCUGACCACAUACAUGGGAGGAUUAAUCUCACAUCACUCGAACAGAAAAAGUGGAGGGUCAUGCAAAUGACAAAUGCUUUGGGAUUCCUUUCAAGCUUUUUGUAAUUUGCUGGGGAAAGAGAGAAACAUCUUCACUUCUUGUCAGACUCUCACAACAAAGCAAGGGAAGGGUUCCCAAUUUGCAAUUGCUAGCAGGGCUGCUUGGAGAAUGUAGCAUUCGGAUAAUUACCCUUCUUAAUAUCAUAUAUAGAAAUUGAUAUUUUUAAGAAUGGGUGUUUGGUUAGGGGAGAAUUAGUCUAUACAAGUCAUGUAACCAAUUUUAUAUAAUUCAUAUCAUAUUUGUUAAAUAGGAUCAAGAUUACGUGUAUGUAAAUGAUUUCCAAUUCCUUCCAUCUGUGAUGGCCAUAGAUUAUGUGAGAGAGUAGAUAAAACCUGACUCUUUGCUCUAAAUUUUUUUAUCCUUUCUCGUACUGUUAGAGGACAAAAAUGAGUGGAAACUUUAUUUUCA
Molecule: messenger RNA, 10125 nt
Organism: Prosopis cineraria
Lineage: Eukaryota; Viridiplantae; Streptophyta; Magnoliopsida; Fabales; Fabaceae
Product: TMV resistance protein N-like
Exons: 13
Biological process (GO): signal transduction; defense response
Molecular function (GO): ADP binding; ATP hydrolysis activity
Source: RefSeq, a predicted model, not a curated record